Molecule: messenger RNA, 1524 nt
Organism: Arachis ipaensis
Lineage: Eukaryota; Viridiplantae; Streptophyta; Magnoliopsida; Fabales; Fabaceae
Source: RefSeq, a predicted model, not a curated record
AUGGUUGAUUCGGUUGAAACUCCGGCAGCGCAAGGGUAUUUGGGAAGUCAAACGGUGCUCCUAAAUGCCACGGCCGCACACUUUGGGUUCAGGCCGACGUAUAGGAGGGUCUGGCUGGCGAAGCAGAAGGAUGUUGCCGUCAUCUAUGGUGACUGGGAUGAGUCAUACAACGAGCUCCCUAGGUGGGUGUUAGGAGUCCAGUUGACCAUGCCUGGUACUGUAGCAGUCCUUAGGACUAGCCCUGUUCGAGUUGGGGGACAGCUGGACGAGUCUCAAGCUUAUUUUCAUAGGCUGUUCUGGACGUUCCCACCUUGUAUCGAGGCAUUCCGUCAUUGCAAGCCGUUGGUGAGUAUUGACGGAACCCAUCUAUAUGGCAAGUAUGGGGGAACAUUGCUUGUCGCGAUUGCACAGGACGGGAACUCCAACAUACUCCCUGUGGCAUUUGCACUAGUCGAGGGUGAGAAUGCUGAGUCGUGGUCCUUCUUUUUCUCCCACCUCUGUCAGCACGUGACACCGCAGCCAGGUCUGCUAGUUAUUUCGGACAGGCAUAAUGGCAUCAAGGCCGUGCUUGAGGCUCCUGAUGGGGGAUGGCUACCUCCGGCUGCAUACCGGGCAUUCUGCAUUCGACACGUAGCAGCAAAUUUCGCCCUCACCUUCAAGGGCAAAGACGCUCGGAGGCUUCUUGUGAACGGCGCAUAUGCCAAGACCGAAGUGGGGUUCGAUUACUGGUUUGACAUUCUGCGCUCUGAGAAUCCGGCGAUGUGUGACUGGGCGAACCGGAUUGAGUAUUCGUUGUGGACACAGUAUUGUGAUGAGGGGCGCAGAUUCGGGCACAUGACGACUAAUAUCUCUGAGUGUGUGAACUCAAUCCUGAAGGGGGUCAGGAACCUCCCUGUGUGCUCGCUGGUGAAGGCCACAUAUGGAAGGUUGGCUAAACUAUUUGUCCGCAAGGGGAGGGAGGCCGAGGCCCAGCUGGGUACCGGACAACAAUUCAGUCAACACCUGGUCAAGUGUAUCGAGGCCAAUCUGAAGACGGCUAGGUGCUUCACCGUGACUGUAUAUGACAGGGAUAACUCGGAGUACACCGUGGCAGAGACGACUCCGACUGGUUCGUUCUCACUGGGUAGCUACAGGGUCUCACUAGGUUCUCAGACAUGUGAUUGUGGAUACUUCCAGGCACUUCAUUUCCCGUGUUCGCACGCAUUGGCAUGCUGUGCCUACUCACGGGUUACUUGGCAGCCAUACGUCCACCAGGUGUAUCGCCUUAGUUCGGUUUUCAGUGUGUAUCGGAUGGGAUUCACACAUCCCAUUCCGGAGGGUUUCUGGCCACCAUAUGAUGGGCCAACCGUUAUACCGGACCCAAACAAGAGGCGUGCGAGGGAGGGUCAUCCGAGGUCCACCCGGAUACGGACCAAUAUGGAUGAGGCAGAUCCGAACCGGCCCAAGAGAUGUGGCCUCUGUAGGCAACCCGGACACACUCGUCGGAGUUGUCCACAGGCCGGAGGACCCAGCCAUACAUGGUGA